Nilaparvata lugens (brown planthopper) is the source of this 668-nucleotide messenger RNA. RefSeq names its product probable manganese-transporting ATPase catp-8. The annotation marks the transcript as partial. Gene Ontology annotation, biological process: intracellular calcium ion homeostasis. Lineage: Eukaryota; Metazoa; Arthropoda; Insecta; Hemiptera; Delphacidae. Gene Ontology annotation, molecular function: P-type ion transporter activity. The record is from RefSeq and is a predicted model, not a curated record. Gene Ontology annotation, cellular component: endoplasmic reticulum membrane. The transcript has 3 exons.
AUGCGAACAAUUGUUAGUGCGAACAACUGUAUACCACCCACACAGCUGAUGUCACAGAAAUCUAAAAGGCAUCAGUUCAGCGUCAUGUCAACUCAAAACGAAACGCAACCAGAACCACCUAAAAAAAUGGCGGUGGUUGAAUGUAUUGACGAUCUUGUGCAAUCUGUUUCGUUACAUAUACCUAGACCUUUAAUUUAUCAUGGGACAAUAUUACCGUUUGUAUUUUUAUAUAGUAUUUGGUUGUACAUUUGGACGUUUGUAUAUGGUUUGGAUGAGUUUAGCGAAGCCGGCACAUUAGGAAUUUGUGUGAUUGCAGUGCUUCAAAUUCUCAGUUGUCUUUGCUGUUAUUGGUCUGUACACGUGCAAUGUUUUCUUGCUUGCAGUAAGGCAUCAUCACCUCAAGAAGCCCAAGUUGCAAAGGUUGUUCCCACAGCUAACAAUGGGUCAUCAGAAUUGGUCAAACUACAACGAUAUAAAGACGAGACGACAAAGUCGACACAGGUGUACUUCCUGUUUCAAAAGACUAAGUACGUGUGGGAUGAGGAGAAGAAGCAGUUCAGGGGUCUGGAGUUCCCGGCCGAACACUCGUUCCGGCACUACAUGGAGUGGAAGGGCUACCAGGACGACGCUGAGGUCGCUUAUGCCGAGCAGAAGUACGGCAAAAACAC